UUUGGUACCACGUGAGAUUUAUGAGGAGUGGUUCAUGACAGCAUUUUCACAGAGAAGUAGUUCUGCAAGACAAGAACUAGAGAGAGAAACCCGAACAAGAAAAUAGUUUUAGUUCAUUGGAGUUUUCACUGAUUCACUUGUUUGGUUUUUUAGGAUUUAUCGGUUUCUUCUUUUAUUAUAAACCUUAAAACUUUAUAACGCUCUCUGUUUCUCCUCCUCCCUCGCACUCAUCUUUUCUUGUUCUUAUCAAUCCACCUUUUUAUUUGAACUGCGUGUUAGUGUUUUCGUAUGGGUUCUCUUCACUCAUUUAAAAUUUUACUUCAAUCAUUUCUGAGAUAGAGAUAAAGAUCUUAAAAUCUUUGAUUGGUUCUUUUAGGAAUUAAUUUGUGGUGUUUUUAUUUGUUGAAAUGGCUAAUGCAUCUGGUUUCGCAUCUCCCUCAAUUCCUACACUUAGAACACAAACAAAUCCAUCUGGUUUUCGGAUUUCGCGAUCUGGGGUUUACCCAUUUGAGAGAAUUAAUAAAUGGGUAUUUCACUGUAACGCUGUUGUAGGUAAAGUUGAAUCCGGAGUUUCCUCUUCCCAAUCUCGUUUACCCAGAGUUGGUCAAGGGUGCAUGCUGGUUGGAUGUGGCUCGGCAGUACCCAAUCUUCUGAUUUCUAAUGACGAUCUCUCAAAGGUUGUUGAAACUUCUGAUGAAUGGAUAUCAGUUCGUACAGGAAUCCGUAAUCGACGAGUUCUUGCAGGCAACGAAAAAUUAACAAAUUUGGCUGUUGAGGCUGCUUCUAAAGCUCUUCAGAUGGCUCAAGUUGAGGCUGAUGAUGUAGACCUAAUUCUCAUGUGCACCUCUACUCCUGAGGAUCUUUUUGGCAGUGCUCCUCAGAUCCAGAGAGCUCUAGGUUGUACCAAAAAUCCCUUGGCUUAUGACAUAACUGCUGCCUGUAGUGGAUUUGUCUUGGGUCUAGUCUCGGCUGCUUGUCAUAUUAGAGGAGGUGGGUUUCAAAAUGUGCUAGUAAUUGGUGCUGAUUCUCUUUCCCGAUAUGUUGAUUGGACGGAUAGAGGGACCUGUAUUCUCUUCGGUGAUGGUGCUGGUGCCGUAUUAGUACAGGCUUGUGAUGGCGACGAAGAUGGUUUAUUUGGUUUUGACUUGCAUAGUGAUGGUGAUGGCCAAAAGCACUUAAAUGCUCAAAUUAAAAAUGGUAAUGUAGACGAUGAAACAGAAAAGUUAGGUUCAAAUGGCUCAGUGUUAGACUUUCCUCCAAAACGCUCUUCUUUUUCUGAAAUUCAAAUGAAUGGCAAGGAGGUCUUCCGCUUUGCUUGCCGGUGUGUUCCUCAGUCAAUUGUGUCUGCUUUGGAAAAAUCUGGUCUGUCAGGUUCUGACAUCGAUUGGCUGCUUCUUCAUCAGGCAAACCAACGAAUCAUAGAUGCAGUAUCUACUCGUUUAGAGAUCCCACCAGAACGAGUUAUAUCGAAUUUGGCCAACUAUGGUAACACCAGUGCUGCGUCAAUCCCCUUAGCAUUAGAUGAAGCUGUAAGAAGUGGAAGGGUGAAACCAGGUCAUACUAUUGCCACUGCUGGGUUUGGUGCUGGCCUUACAUGGGGUUCUGCAAUUUUAAGAUGGGGAUAAAACAUGAAACGAUAAACAAAGCAAGAGGAUGAAAUUAUAACUUCCUAACAGCCUAUGUAAUGCAGAGAAUGAUUAGAAGUCAUAUAUUCAGCUCCCUCUUUUUCUUUUUUGUUUCUUUAAUUUAGCUUUUGUAAGUUUUGAGACCCAAUAAUUUAAUUCUUUUUGUCUUUCUUGUAUUUUCUUCCUUAUAAUUUAUGCUAGCUGUAAUGUUCUUUUGCUCUUUUUCUUUUCAAUAAUUGGGAAGGGGAUUUUGAUAUUAUUCAUGUGCCGAGGUAGCCAACAGAUAUAAUCAAUGAUUUGAUAAUACCAUGUUCA
Molecule: messenger RNA, 1940 nt
Organism: Papaver somniferum (opium poppy)
Lineage: Eukaryota; Viridiplantae; Streptophyta; Magnoliopsida; Ranunculales; Papaveraceae
Product: 3-oxoacyl-[acyl-carrier-protein] synthase 3 A, chloroplastic-like
Exons: 8
Coding region: 408-1625 (405 amino acids)
Biological process (GO): fatty acid biosynthetic process
Cellular component (GO): chloroplast
Molecular function (GO): 3-oxoacyl-[acyl-carrier-protein] synthase activity
Source: RefSeq, a predicted model, not a curated record